Ixodes scapularis (black-legged tick) is the source of this 2335-nucleotide messenger RNA. RefSeq names its product glutamine synthetase, mitochondrial. The coding region runs from base 112 to 1320 and encodes 402 amino acids. The record is from RefSeq and is a predicted model, not a curated record. NCBI's taxonomy places the organism in Eukaryota, Metazoa, Arthropoda, Arachnida, Ixodida, Ixodidae. Gene Ontology annotation, cellular component: cytoplasm. The transcript is spliced from 7 exons. Gene Ontology annotation, molecular function: glutamine synthetase activity.
CAGUCAUCAAGUCAAGAGCCACAAGCAGCCAAGGCAAACUUACAGUUAAGUGGAUCCCCAGACCACUAAAACAUUCCUGGGAACAAGGCAGCGCAUGCCGCAGCACUGCUUAUGCUCUCUUCUCCCUCUGGCAAUCCCGGACAUGGCGACGGUAUCGGCGCCGCGGACGCAACAGAGAGGCGUGAUCCUGCAGCCCUCAUGGAUGCGGAGGAAGAGGAGCGCGGACGGAUGGCUUCUGCAAAACCCGAGAUCCUGAGGAAGUACCUGGAUCUGGAACAGCCCGAUGACGUGGUCUUUGUCACUUACGUCUUCGUGGAUGGAACCUUGGAAAAUGUCCGGGCCAAGACGAGAACGCUGGACUUCGAACCCAAGACCGCUAAAGAUUGUCCCGAGUGGACGUACUGCGGGCUAGGAACGUACCAAUGGGCGGACGCCAGCGCCAAGUCCGAAAUGUUUCUGGUUCCCGUGGCCCUGUUCAGAGAUCCAUUUUUGAAAGGUCGGAAUAAACUGGUACUCUGCGAGACCCUCCUGCAUGACCGAAGACCCCCUGAAACGAACACCCGUUGGUCGUGCGAGAAAACCAUGAAGGAGGCUGCCAACCAAGAUCCGUGGUUUGGCAUCGAGCAGGAGUACGUGCUUCUCGACACAGAUAAGAUUCCGUUAGGUUGGCCCAAAGACAACAACGUUAUCAGACCCUUGGGACCGUACUUCUUUGGGGUUGGCGUCGGCAACGUGGUUGGAAGGCAAAUCUCGGACGCCCACCUCAAGGCCUGCGCUUACGCUGGCGUCAAAAUUUCUGGCACCAAUGCAGAAGUCGUCUUAUCUCAGUGGGAGUACCAGGUAGGACCUCUACCAGGAGUCCAGGCUGCCGAUCAUCUCUGGAUCUCCCGUUACAUCCUCCACAGAGUGGCCGAGGAGUUCGGCGUGAUCGUGUCGCUCGAUCCCAAGCCUUUCCAGAGCAAUGAGCUGUGCGGCUCCGGAGGACACAUUAACUUCAGCACCAGGCAGAUGCGCGACGACGGUGGCCUCGAGUACAUCCUGAAGGCUUUUAAGAAGCUGGAGGUAAAAUCUGAACUGCACCUGACCAACUACGAUCCUCAGAAGGGAAAAUCCAACAGCCGACGUCUGAAUGCCGGCAUGCUAGCAACUCCUAGCGAAGACUUCACAGCCGACAAAUGUUCGCGCCUGGGCAGUAUUCGCGUUCCACGUCUGGUGGCCGAAGCCGGAAAAGGCUACUUGGAAGACAGGAGGCCGGGAGCGAACGUGGAGCCUUACCGCGCGACUGAGACCUUGGUGAAAACCGUCUGUCUCGACGCCUGACUCGGAGUUAUACGCGUUUUCGAAAACACUUUUAUGACAUCCAGCAGUAUAAUUUUCCGUGAAGAACCCUGAACGCCACCUGCUCUCUAAAAAUUUACACUAUAGUCGCUGACAGAGUGAGAAGGACAGGGCGUCUCUUUCAAAACCUAGGCCUCCAACGCGCUCCAUGCCUUCCGCCGUGCUUUGCUUGCGCACGCGCGCUUGAGGUGAACGAGACGCCGAAGAGUUGUCGAAGGUAGGAAAGUCGCCCUGGAGGCGGGACAACUGAAACUCCUCCCUGCCGUUCUCACCCUUUCAGUGACGAUAGCCUAAUCGUGCUAACAAAGACCGGUACAGAGCAUGCCACGAUGGGGAUGAAAAGCUAAGAAAAUAACGCGGUGCCUUUUUAGCGAAUCUGUAUAUAUCUUUUUUUUUUUUUUAUCUGACUAACCUUUUUUUUCUGCCUUACCGGUUAUUAAAUUUCAGCUACAAGUGCAGCAGUGUUCUGUCAUAUUUGCGUCUUCGUCCGCGUUCUAUAAGCGGUUCGUCCCCAUCAUGCACAACCUACAAGAAUAUGAACGACCCGUUCAACGAUGCAAUCUCGGGCAAUUCUGAAGGAUUUACUUUAGCCAGGCCCACUUUGCUCGGAGAGAGGGAAUAAAUUACCCUUUUCUCUUUGCUCAUUCUAAAAAUAAAGUGCAUAAGGCCAACGCUAGUUUUGCACGACCGCGUAAACUGCCUUAGCAGAAUGUUGGAGACUGUACAACGUUUACCAAAACUUGCCCAAUUUUCUGCCUUUGCUCCAGAAUCUGUUGAACUACCAUACGCAGAAAAGGAAGGAUUUCGAGCUACAUCAUUUGCUGGGACCCUUCUAUUGCUCACCGUGCUUGGCUGUUUCCACGUUUUGCAAGAAAGUGCACACAAGCCUUGUCUUAGAGUGUGACGUCUACCUUCACGCGUAUCCAUCCCAAUUUCAAUCAUUGGUAUCUCGUGUAGCCAAUAAACAAAGGGCGUCCUUCUAUUUUUGCCACCGUUA